AUGGAUUUAAGAAAGUUAUUCGUCCGCAGCAGAGAAGAAGCAGCAGGAAGGAGAGAUACAGUGUCACAAAGCCAGGGAAGAGGAGAGGGAGACAGGGAGAGGAAGGAAGGAGGGACUCACCAGAGAAGCGAGGUGGUCAGCCGUAACGAGCGAACCAAGAAACAACGCUCCGGUUGGCUACAAACCAGGUGGCGGUCAAGGCAAGAGCGUCAAUCCCUGAAAAAGACCACCAUGAAUGAAUCGGCAGCCCGACGACUCCUUGACGGUGCUGGACUUUGAUUGGAUGGACCCACAUUUGAUUGCCACUGUACUGACUGAGCCACAUGCCAUCCAGAAGAAUGGAUCCUCCUCCCAACGCCUCACAUUCAUUCAGCUUUACUGACAUCUUUCAUGAUUGGUGUCACAGACAAGAAUUCACCUUCAGGCCCGUGGAAAAAAUGUGUGCCAGAUCUUGAGAAGCUUUUCAAACAGAAAAAAACAAUUUCCCCAUUAAAAUACUAAUUUUUUGCAAACAUUCUAUUAUGGACCAGUAUUGAUCGAUCAUGGUGGGCCGUGCAUGCUGUAAUUUUCGAUAUUCAUGGAUCUCUCAUGGAUCAGGUCAUUGAUCAGCUCAUGCUUCUUUUUUUUUGCUUUGUGAACAUGCUGCUUUUAAUUGACCGCGCUCAGAAAAGUGCAGUUUUUUCUUUUUUUUCAUUCAGUCCACAAACAACUCAUCUCGGAUUAGUACCAAAGAGACAAAUAGUCAAGUAGGAAAAAGCACCAGAGGAGAUUUGCAGCCUCACCGCCAUGGUGAUGUCCCAGGGCACCUACACCUUCCUGGCCUGUUUCGCCGGCUUUUGGUUGGUCUGGGCCUUCGUGGUCCUGCUCUGCUGUUUCUGCAGCUUCCUGCAGCGCCGGAUCAAGCGGCGCCGCGAAGUUCGGCUGAGGGAGCAGGGUCUCCGAACCGUGGAGACGGAGCCGCUCGCUUGUCCCGCUCUGCCAUACCCGCCACCACUCGCCACUCCUCAACUAGCUCCGCCCCUGCCUCCGCCGCCUUCCCAGCAAAUGGCACCGCAGUUCUCGCCGUCUACGCCGCUUCCACUUCAAGUUCCUCAUCCUUUGCCAGAAGCUAAUUGGGUCAGCAUGCCUGAAGCAGAUCCCUUUGGAAAUCCGCCGUGCUACGAGGAGGCGGUCCUAAUGGAGGACCCUCCCCCUCCUUACACCGAAGUCCUGUCAGAACCCCGAGGGAUCACCUACCUGAAACCCGCCCCUUAUCGAUCCGCACCGCCGCCCCUGCGGGAACACCAGGAUCCCAGCCCGGCGUUCCCGUCCAAGAGCGGCAAGCCUCCACCGCCGCCGUCGUCGUCGUCCGUGUUCCCCGGUCGGGGUUACUCCUCCCUCAUCCGCCUGCCUUCGUCGCAGCGCUGGGACUCUUUGGGCCACCUGCUUUCCAACAUGGACCUCAACCAGUACAACCUCACACCACCGGAGGCUCGCUCCCGGCGGGUGGGCGUCACCAUGGCGACCAUGCCCCGCCGGGAGAACAGGACCGGUGGUCUUAGAGGACGGAUGCAGGGACUCCACCAUGCGGACUUUGAAGGAGGCGUGCAGAGGCUAAGAGGCCUGGAGCCUGGCUGUGGUCUGCCUACAUCCUUCCCUCUGCUGGGCCGGAGCACUGCCGUCUAAGUGGGCGGAGUCAUCUCUUCAGGACGCUAAUUGAGUCAGAGAUUCAGACACUCAGCGAGGCGUUUUCAUCUCUCAGCGCCCGGGCCUCCUAUUGUUCCGCAGCAGCCGUUGCCAUGGCGUUCGGGUCCUGCGUAUUCACGGCCACGACCUCGCUCCUCCUUUUAUCUGCUCCGUGUAACGUAGGAUACACACAGAAAAGUGGCCAGCAACACGCUGCUUAUAUAUUGUGUUAUUUUCCUACUGAGCGCGUCACCCGCGUUCUUUCAGCACUUUGUGACGCCACACGGGCAUCUUAAAAUACUCCUAAAAGGCAAAUCAUCUUGUUUUCCCACACUGUUAAAGACCAGCAGGCUGCAGCCUUCAGGCCUGUGAGUCACCGAUGCUCAAUUUCAAAUAUAAACAGAAAUGGAUCUCAGCCACUCAGGACAAGCCCCUCCCCCAUCCCUCAAGGAGCCUCUGAUUCAACUUGUUUACAAAUAUACUGACAUUUAUUUAGCUUGUUGCACUGGGCAAUCAAUGGCUUUAAUAUGAUUCUGUAUUCAUGCUAAAAGUACAUUAGGAAAGCCAAUUCAAUAAAAAAAAUAUAUAUAUAUACUAAUAAUUUGUCAACUAAUGUUGGAGUGCAAUGUAAGCAAAAUGUAAUUUACUUAAAUGCCCGAACCCAUUUAUCUAUUUCAUGACCAAAUUCUUAUAUGUUAGAUAUAUUAACCUUUUUAUGCAUGUAAUGGCUUUUUUUUACAUGAGGCUACAGCAAAAUGAGAAGCAACAUGGAAAAUACUUGUCGUUCACUAAAUGGUUACAUACAUUAAUAAUAUUGAUAGUAUAAUGGCUGCAAAAUCUCAAUAUAAAAAUAUAUACCGUAUUUCCUUGAAUUGCCGCAGGGCAUAUAGUAUGCGCCUGCCUUGAAUUACUGCCGGGUCGAACUCGCUUCCCAAAAUAAUUAGCACAUGCUUAGUAUUACCGCCUGGUCAAACUUGUGACGUCACGAGUGACACUUCCCCUGUCAUCAUUUUCAAAAUAGAGGAGGCUGAUUUCAAUACCGGUAAUUUGAAAUCUCAUAAAGGGAAGAAGAUUAAGAGCUAUUCAGUAGGAUUUAAGGUCCAAGCUUACAUCACACUCAAAUUUUUACUGCAUACCUUUGGUAAUUGCCGGAGGGAGAAGAGGUUUUAAAAUAAUUAGCACAUGCUUACUUUUACCGCAUGCCUUUGGUAAGUGCAGGAGUGAGAAUAAGUUUUAAGUUAAAUAGCGCCCCGGCGGCAAUUCAAGGAAAUACGGUAUGUUAAUGUAAAAAAAACAAAACCUGUUUUUUAAUCCAUUUGGAAAUAUUAAAAUCUAAAGUGUUUUUUAGAAAUAUUUUUGCACAAAAAAGUACUUUUGCGUGUUUUAUUUUAUCAUAAAGAAAAAAAAUUGGGGGCACAUAUUUUCCAAAAAAUAAAUGCAAAUUGAUAAUAUUUAAAUAUAUUAUUUUACAUGUUUGUGUGUUCUUUUAUAAAUUUGGACACCAAUACAUCCAUAAAAAAGAAGCAAAAUAAAAUAAAUUAAUGCCACUCAUUAAAAGUAGUAAUACAUUAAUACUAUUGAUGUAUUUAAAAGCUUUAUCAUCUCUAUAAUUGAAGAUAUAUAAAAUAAAAAUGCAGUCAUUUUCUAUGUAAAUUUGGAAAGAUUUAAAUUGGCCCUGUGUACGCCACCUUUUGCCCGAAUGCAGCUGAGAUAGGCUCCAGCAACCCCCCGCAACCGUGAAUGGGACAAGCAGUAGAAAAUGGAUGAAUGGAUAAAUGUAAACAAAAAGUGUCCAUUUUCAUUUAAUGUUUUUUGUUGUUGUUUACAAAAUUAAAAAAUGAUGCCCGAUUGUAGCUAAGGUAGGCACCAGCGACCCCAAAGGGAAUAAGCGGUAGAAAAUGGAUGGAUGGAUGACUAAAAUUGGAAAGAAAAUUUGCAAAGAUUUAAAUAUUUUAUUUUGUAUAUAUUUGUUAAGCAUUCAUAAAAGCAACAUAAAUCAAAUAUCAGUUAUGCAUUAACUACAUGAAUAUUAUGUAUAUAGUUUUUAUAAUAUAUGUAUGCGUUUCUAUUAAAAAAAAUAUUUAAAUGUGAAAAAAAGGCAUUACUGUUUUUUCUUGUCCAAAUUUGGGAACAAUUUCCUAUUUUAAUUAUUUUGGCACAAAACGUCCAUCCUAUUCAUAUUUUGCAUGUUUUUAACAUAAAAAUAAAGGAUUUAGGACCAAAAUGUAAAUAGAAAAAAACAAAGCAAAUAUUUAUACAUUUUUUUUUAAUUUUGGACACAAACACAUCCACUUCACAAUUUUUUCAAGGUAAACACAAAUCUUAUAUUUUCAGAAAAUGUAUUCCAAUAUUUUACUUUGUUAGAAUUUACCCGCGACGCACAAACAUCCAUAAAAAUGUUUUAAAAAAAAUAUAUUAAUUCGUUUAACAAUAUGAUUACAAAGUGGUUGUAUUUUGUAAUGACUGUUUCUAAUAUUUAGCCCUUCUCGGAUGUACAAAAGAGGUAACCAAAAUAUUAGGAACACCUCUUCAGUUUCCCCUCCAUCAGCCGCCUGGUCUCAGGUUGGCAUCAGUAUCAGUCUGUGUUGCCUGGCAACCUGCUUGGCCUUGUUUUAGAGUGCACCCAUACAUGUUGUCAUGGUGACGGCCGUCAACACAAAGCAUUAUCUGAUCACCCAAGAUGCUACAUUAGAGGGGCAACAUAUAUUGCAUGGCGGAUACGACAAACAAACAACAAAAAUCAUAAAUUUCACCUUUUAGAAAAUACAUUUUAAUGCAUCAGUUGACAUAUUAGAAUAGAUGACAAUGGAGGAACAUGGUGAUUAUGUACGUUUAAUAUAUCUGAAGUGAAGCAUGAGAUAAUGUGGAGGGUGGACAGGAAACCAUCAAGAGUGCAGAGUUGAAAGGAAAGGUGACAAUGGUGCUAUCUAGCGGCGGACAUGUGAACUACAACGAGGAGUCAGCUAUUGCAGCAAACGAAGCAGCUUGGAAAUCUUCAACAGUGGCAGAAAGAAAGAGAGAAAAGUGUGUGUGAUGGGUUCAAGGCAUCAUCUUUUAAUUCAAUCCAACAAAUAAUUCACUUCUCUUUCAACUAAUCUUCCUUUUUAAUAUUCUCAACACACACACACGAGCCACUUUUAGCAAAUUAAAGUUGCAUAUUUGUUGACUAACUGAUUCUUACUUAUUACAGAAUGUAAUCAAUGUGGAUUUGAGAUUCUAAACAAGGCAAAUGAAUCCAACGCGCUCACACACACAAAAUUAAUAUGAUUAUGAUUAUUGCCUAGGAGGUUUUCUUUUAUUUUCUACAAGAAAUAGAAGCAAAAAGACUAACAAUGUCAUUGCUAAUAUUCAAAAAAGGGCUUUGCAACUCACUUGCUAGCCAACUUCUUUUUUUCAAACAGCGUUUUAAAAACAAACACGCCCCCUGGUGGCAAACGCCACACAUAUCUACUGUAUUUAAAAUUUAACAAACAUUUUUUUUUUUUUGCACUGACACGGAACAAAAACAGCCGAGCAACAGGGUCAGAAUGGAGGAGCAUUAGGGGCACACUGGAAAAAAUAUUUAGAAUUUAAAAGUACAAAUUUGUUUUCAAAUGUAAAAAAUAAAAGUCUGUUAUUUUUUCACAAGUUUCUAAUUACAACUUUUUUGUAAUGUUUAUUUUAAUUUUACGAUAAAUUCAUUUUUUUAUAUGUGUUCACUUCAUCAUCUUAACAAUCAGAGUUUUCACUGCAAUUUUAUUUAUUUAUAAUUUGUAAUUUUUUGGCUUUGACAAGCUUAUUUUUGUAAAAUUGGUACUUUUCAAUUCUUGGAGAAUUGACACUUUGUGUCAUAUUACGAUGACUUUCCCUUUCAAAAUAGUUUUAAUGUUUAUAAUACAUUGUUGAAUGCAAUAUAACUAGCUUACACUCCUGAAAUGUGAUUAGUUCAGUAAAAAGACCUAAAUAGGAAAACCUGUUUUCUUUUAUAUCAGAAUAAGCUUGCUAUA
This is a messenger RNA of Nerophis ophidion (straightnose pipefish), 5651 nucleotides long. Its product is annotated as proline-rich protein 7. The record is from RefSeq and is a predicted model, not a curated record. The transcript is spliced from 4 exons. NCBI's taxonomy places the organism in Eukaryota, Metazoa, Chordata, Actinopteri, Syngnathiformes, Syngnathidae. The coding region runs from base 787 to 1665 and encodes 292 amino acids.